UUUUCCACAUUUAAACCUCUAUAGAGAAAGGAAGUUAAAGUUUUCUGCUACAAAUCCAAGCUUCUUCAUUUAGUAAAAAAAAUGAGCAGCCUACCUCUUCAGGUCAAUGUGGAGAACUGGAUCACUGAAAACCAAAAUGCUUUCCUGCCUCCGGUUUGCAACAAGCUCAUGCACUUUUCCCAGUUGCUCAUCAUGUUUGUCGGUGGCCCUAAUACAAGGAAGGAUUAUCAUUUAGAGGAAGGAGAGGAGUUAUUUUUCCAGCUAAAGGGUGACAUGUGUCUAAAGGUUAUAGAAAACGGCAAACACAAGGAUGUACACAUCAAAGAAGGCGAGAUGUUUCUGCUUCCAGCUCGAAUCCCUCACUCUCCCCAGAGACAGGCCAACACAGUUGGACUGGUGGUGGAAAGACGACGUCUGCUGACUGAAACUGACUGCCUAAGGUACUAUGUGGACAACACCACAGACAUCCUCUUUGAGAGAUGGUUCUACUGUGAGAAUCUUGGAACACAAUUAGUUCCAAUAAUCAAAGAAUUCAUGGCAUCUAAGCAGGCUAAGACAGGAAGACCUGAUCAGAAUGAGGUCUUCAGAGAGCCUCCAUUCCAGCUGAAUACCAUGAACGUGAUGACACCAUUUUCUUUCAAAGACUGGCUGGAAAAACAAAGGCCAUCCCUGGCUAACGGCGGACCUAUCAAUAUCUUUGGAGCUCAGUUUGAGACGGAGGCAAUGGUGUUUGGACCUGGCCUGACUGAGACCUCCAUCCAGCAAACUGAUGUUUGGAUUUGGCAGCUGGAGGGAUCUUCAAGAGUGACCAUUGCGGAUCAGCCAUUUAAUCUGACUUCAGGAGACAGUUUGCUCAUCCCUGAGCAAAGCCAAUUCCAGUGGCAGAGGAAUGAGGGGACCGUUGCCCUGUUUGUUGUGCAAAAUCCGGAGCGCAAGAGAACCUGAUUUUGAACUAAAUACCUGAAAAUUAAAGUUAAAUACAUAGCAUAAGGAAGAUAGGUAUUAAGUCAACAGUACAUUUUAUAACAUUUUGCUACUGACCUAAAACUCUCACCAGAGGUCAGUAGCAUCUCAACUAAUCCACACAUACAAGGAAAUCCAAACAUAUCAAUGGCUGUUACUUAUUGUUUUCUUUGAAGCCUAUUUCUGAUGGGUUCAGCAAUUUCUCCUUGGCUUCAGCACAGCUCGUCUUUUUUCUUCAGUCAUAAAUUCUGGAUUAUAACAGUGCUGGU
This is a messenger RNA of Cyprinodon variegatus (sheepshead minnow), 1232 nucleotides long. RefSeq names its product 3-hydroxyanthranilate 3,4-dioxygenase (gene haao). Gene Ontology annotation, cellular component: cytoplasm. NCBI's taxonomy places the organism in Eukaryota, Metazoa, Chordata, Actinopteri, Cyprinodontiformes, Cyprinodontidae. The transcript is spliced from 10 exons. The coding region runs from base 82 to 945 and encodes 287 amino acids. The record is from RefSeq and is a predicted model, not a curated record. Gene Ontology annotation, molecular function: iron ion binding; 3-hydroxyanthranilate 3,4-dioxygenase activity. Gene Ontology annotation, biological process: 'de novo' NAD+ biosynthetic process from L-tryptophan; quinolinate metabolic process.